Molecule: messenger RNA, 975 nt
Organism: Suncus etruscus (white-toothed pygmy shrew)
Lineage: Eukaryota; Metazoa; Chordata; Mammalia; Eulipotyphla; Soricidae
Product: short-chain dehydrogenase/reductase family 16C member 6-like
Exons: 6
Coding region: 1-975 (324 amino acids)
Cellular component (GO): lipid droplet
Molecular function (GO): oxidoreductase activity, acting on the CH-OH group of donors, NAD or NADP as acceptor
Source: RefSeq, a predicted model, not a curated record
AUGAACGUGAUCGUGGAUUCGGCUGAACUCCUUGGGAAACUUGUAUAUUAUCUGUUAGAAGCUUCAUUUUAUUCUGUAAUUCCCAAAAAGAAAAAGGAUGUUACUGGAGAGAUUGUACUUAUAACAGGAGCUGGAAGUGGACUGGGACGACUAAUGGCCAUUUUGUUUGCCAAACUAGGCGCCAUUUUAGUUUUAUGGGAUAUUGAUCAAGAAGGCAAUAUGGAAACACGUAGGUUGAUUGAAGCCAAGGGGCCUUCUAAAGUAUUUGCCUAUACAUGUGACUGCAGCAACAGGCAAGAGGUCUACCGAAUUGCUGACCAGGUUAAAAAAGAAGUUGGAGAUGUGACUAUCCUCAUAAACAACGCUGGAGUGGUGACAGGAAAAUUGUUUCUUGAUAUUCCAGAUCACAUGGUGGAGAAAAAUUUUUCUGUCAAUGCCAUAUCUCAUUUCUGGACUUAUAAAGCCUUCCUGCCUGCCAUGAUGAAAGCUAACCAUGGGCACUUGGUCUGUAUUUCAAGUGUAGCAGGAACUGUUGGUACCAGUACGUUAUCAGAUUACUCUGCAAGCAAAUUUGCAGCUUUCGGCUUUGCUGAGUCUAUUUUCCUUGAAUUAGCAUUGCUGCUGAAAAAGAAUAUUAAAACCACCAUUGUUUGUCCAUUUUUCAUUGAAAGCGACAUGUUUAAUGGCUGUGUAUCCAAGUACCCAAUGGUUCUCCCUCUACUAAAACAAGACUAUGUGGCUGAAAGAAUUGUAAAUGGUAUUUUAGAGGAACAAGUUUACUUAAUAAUACCCAAAUUUAUGAGCUUUGCAUUAUUCCUUAAACAGGCACUACCUACCAAAAUGACGAUUGCCUUGAGUAAAUUCUUUGGAAUGGACAUCUGUAUGGCCUCCUUCAAAGGAAGAGAGAAUACAAAUCAAGUUCAGAUGAAAACUGAGAAAAUAACUCCAGCCAAUUCCACUUCCAUUCAAAGCUAA